Molecule: messenger RNA, 894 nt
Organism: Adineta steineri
Lineage: Eukaryota; Metazoa; Rotifera; Eurotatoria; Adinetida; Adinetidae
Source: the annotation of a GenBank genome assembly
AUGGGCCGUUUCCUGCCUAAAUGUUUUCGAGAACUGGUUGCAUCAAUACGUUUUAAUAUUUUAAAUGAUUUUUUAACCAAACAAUCUCAAUCAUCAUUACUUAAUAAUCUUCAUGAACUUAAUCUUAAACUUGAAAAUGAAACAUUCGAAUUAAAUCUUUCUGAAACAUUUCAUCAUUUACGUAAAUUAAAUUUUUAUGAAAAUAAAUACUCAAAAAUGAAUGAACGUAUAUCAUCACUUCAAACAAAUCUUCAAACAUCAGCUGAAUAUGAAUCAAUGCUUGAAGUUUUAAAAAAAUUACAAUAUAUAUCAGAUAGAAAUAUUUUAAAACUAAAAGGUCAAGUUGCAGCUAUAUUUGGUAGUGGAAAAGAACUUCUAUUAACCGAACUUAUCUAUCAAAAUUUAAUUGAUAAUUUAACUGCAAGUGAAAUAGCUGCACUUAUAUCAGCAAUUGUAUUUCAAGGCAAACGUUUUGAUAAUGACAUUAAUGACAAUAAAAAAAUUGAAAUUACACCAGCAUUAAAUCAAGCUAAACAACAAUUGAUUAAUAUUGCAAUUGGACUUGAUCAAAUUCAACGUGAUUAUAAAAUAGCAACAAAUAUUGAAGAUGAAUUAAAUUUUAGUAUUAUGUCAUUAAUAUAUAAAUGGGCACAAGGAGCAAAAUUUUAUGAUAUUAUGUAUGAUCCAGAUAUGGAAGUUUUAGAUAUUCAAGAAGGAACAAUUGUUCGAACAAUAAUGCGUAUUGAAGAAUUAUGUUCGAAUAUACGAAAUGCUGGUAAAACAGUUGGAAAUACUGAAUUAGUUGAUAAAUUAAAUGAUGUUACAACAUUAAUUAAACGUGGAAUUGUUUUUGCACCAAGUCUUUAUUUUUCAGAAACAAUAACAACACUUUAA